AUGUCCGACACACCCUCUUCCACCGAGGAGCGGCUGCGCACCGCCGUCAUCGCAAACCACCUCCCCUCCGGCUACGGCACCAGCUUCGACGGCACGCGGACCCUCUCCAACGGCGAUCUCGCCCACGUCACCUCCAACUCGGCCCCGAACCUCCCGGCCACCGAGAACGACGACCUCGCCAACGGUACCAACCUCGAAGAGGCCUCGUCCCUCCUCCUCCCCGGCGGCGACAUGCACCGCGACCUCUUCAAGAUCUCAGCCAGGGACCAAGGACUCAAGCGCGCCCAGACCUUUUCCCACCCGCGCCGCACCGAGUCCGGCCACGAGUCCGACCUGCCCGCCGCCGAGAUGCUCAUGCCCCAGGGCUUCCGCCGCCAGUUUGUCAUGCAGAAGCGCGGCUACACCGCCGCCACCCUCCCCAUCACGCGCAACUUUGUCGAGUUCCUCGACUUUUACGGCUCCUUUGCCGGUGAGGACCUUGCCGACUCGGACGAGGAGGCCAUUAUCACGGACGACGAGGACGAAGAACAGGCACACGAGCGGCCCCGCGGCGCACCCACCGAGACCCGUCCCCUGCUGGGCCGGCGGCGGUCCUCGCGGUUCGCGAAAAAGGCCGGCGACGCCAGCACCACAAAGACCUUCUUCACCACGCUCAAGGCCUUUAUCGGCACGGGCAUCAUGUUCCUCCCCAAGGCCUUCAAGAACGGCGGCAUCCUCUUCUCCUCGCUGACCAUGCUCGUCAUCGCCGCCAUCUCCAUGGCCGCCUUCCACCUGCUCCUCCAGUGCCGCACCCGCUACGGCGGCGGCUACGGCGACCUCGGCAAGGAGAUUUCCGGUCCGCGCAUGCGCGCCCUCAUCCUCGCCUCCAUCACCCUCUCCCAGAUCGGCUUCGUCUGCACCGGCCUCGUCUUCGUCGCCGACAACUGGUUCUCCUUCCUCAAGGCCGUCACCGGCGGCGCGAACCCCCUCGACUCCACCGCCCUCAUCGCCCUCCAGGCCCUCGUCAUCGUGCCCCUCGCCUUCAUCCGCAACAUCUCCAAGCUCGGGCCCGCCGCCCUCUUCGCCGACCUCUUCAUCAUCAUCGGCGUGGCUUACAUUUGGUGGUACGACAUCUCCGCCCUCGCCACCCGCGGCAUGGACCCCUCCGUCAAGCUCUUCAACCCGAGCUCCUACACCCUCACCAUUGGCGCCUCCAUCUUCACCUUUGAGGGCAUCGGCCUCAUCAUCCCCAUCCAGGCCAGCAUGAAGAAGCCCGAGCACUUUGAGCCCCUGCUUGCGGGUGUCAUGCUGCUCAUCACCUGCGUCUUCACCUCCGUCGGCGCCCUCUGCUACGCCACCUUUGGCGACCGCACAAAGAUUGAAAUCAUAGACAACUACCCGCAGGACAGCCGCCUCGUCAACGCGGUCCAGUUCAUGUAUGCCCUCGCCGUCCUCGUCGGCAACCCCGUCCAGCUCUUCCCCGCCAUGCGCAUCAUCGAGGGCAAGAUUUUCGGCCACCGCUCCGGCAAGAAAGAUCUCCUCACAAAGUGGAAAAAGAACGCCUUCCGCACCUCCCUCGUCGCCCUGUGCAUUGUCAUCUCCGUGGCCGGCUCCGCCAAUCUCGACCGCUUCGUCGCCCUCAUCGGCUCCUUUGCGUGCGUGCCCUUGGUCUACAUUUACCCGCCGUACCUGCAUCUCAAGGGUAUCGCCGAGACGAGAAAGGAAAAGAUUUGCGAUUACGCCCUCAUGGCCCUGGGCCUCGUGGGCAUGGUGUAUACCACCGCCAUCACCUUGGCAAACAGCUUCCUGUAA
Messenger RNA from Colletotrichum orchidophilum, 1791 nucleotides. RefSeq names its product transmembrane amino acid transporter. NCBI's taxonomy places the organism in Eukaryota, Fungi, Ascomycota, Sordariomycetes, Glomerellales, Glomerellaceae. The coding region runs from base 1 to 1791 and encodes 596 amino acids. The record is from RefSeq and is a predicted model, not a curated record. Gene Ontology annotation, molecular function: amino acid transmembrane transporter activity. Gene Ontology annotation, biological process: amino acid transmembrane transport. The transcript has a single exon.